CGCGGAGUCGCCGCCGCCCGAGCCGGGCCUCCCCGCUGGCCUCGCCCACCUGGACGCCGCCGCGGCCGGGACCGGUUCGGUCGUCAUCAUUGUCCUUCUUUAUGUACUAUAGGCUGUUUUCUAUGGUUUAGUAAAAAGUCAUGUAGACUGCUUGUCCUGUGAAGACCACUUUUAAGGUGUCAGACUUCUGCAUAUAAAGUGUUUGGAGAAUCCAGUUGUUUGUGUUGUGACAGGAAGAAUGGAAGUGUUCCAGGAGCUUCAGAAGCCAUCGACGCGCUGGGAGUGUGACCACUGCAGUUUCAGAGGCACAGACUAUGAAAAUGUACAGAUCCACAUGGGCACCAUCCAUCCAGAAUUUUGUGAUGAAAUGGAUGCUGGUGGGUUAGGUAAAAUGAUAUUUUACCAGAAAAGUGCAAAGCUGUUUCACUGCCAUAAAUGCUUCUUCACUAGCAAGAUGUACUCUAAUGUGUAUUACCAUAUCACAUCCAAACACGCAGCCCCAGAGAGGUGGAAUGAUAAACCAAAACAUCAGUUGAACAAAGACACAGAUCCUGUGAAAAGCCCUCCUCUUUCUGAGCACCAGAAAAUGUCCUCUAACUCUGCAGAGCUCCUAAAAGCUGUACCUACCCUUUCUAUGGAAACACAAAAACUUGGUCCGGUUUUGUCGCCAGAAUCACCAAAACCUACCCCUCUAACUCCCUUGGAGCCUCAGAAACCCGGACCUGUUGUUUCUCCUGACUUGCAGACACCUCUUCCUUCUCCUGAGCCGUCAAAACCUGCUCCCGUUUCUUCUCCUGAACUUCCAAAAUCAGGCCCUGUUUUGGAAUCUCAAAAGCCUGUUCCCGUUCCUUCUCCAGAACCACAGAAACUUGCCCCUCUAUCUCCUGAACUAGUAAAGGCUCCUCUUGUUAAUCCCAAAUCCCAGAAACACUCUCAUUUCCCAGAAACAUUGGGGCCACCUUCAGCCUUAUCUCCAGAGUCACCUGUUCUGGCUGCCUCCCCUGAACCUUGGGGACCUUCCCCAACUGCAUCUCCAGAAUCUCGAAAGCCAGCCCAGACUGCUUCUCCUGAGCCAAGGAAGCCAUCCCCGUCAGAGUCUCCUGAACCAUGGAAGCCAUUCCCUGCUGUCUCCCCAGAGCCUAGGAGACCAGCCCCAGCGGUAUCACCAGGGUCUUGGAAGCCAGGGCCUCCUGGGUCACCCAGGCCUUGGAAAUCCAGUCCAUCAGCCUCCUCUGGACCGUGGAAGCCAGCUAAACCUGCUCCAUCUGUGUCUCCUGGACCCUGGAGACCAAUUCCUUCCAUAUCACCUGGACCUUGGAAGCCAGCUCCAUCUGCAUCCCCUGCGUCCUGGAAGUCUUCGUCAGUCUCUUCUGGAUCCUGGAAAACUCCUCCCACAUCUCCUGAGUCAUGGAAGUCUGGCCCCCCAGAGCUCCGAAAGACAGCCUCCACGUUGUCACCUGAACACUGGAAGGCAGUUCCCCCAGUGUCUCCUGAGCUUCGCAAACCAGGCGCACCGCUCUCCCCAGAGAUCCGUAGUCCAGCAGGAUCUCCAGAGCUCAGAAAACCAUCAGGGUCGCCAGACUUGUGGAAGCGUUCUCCUGAGCAGCGAAAAACUUCUCCUGGUUCACUUGAUUUUCCUGAAUCCCAGAAGAGUUCUCGUGGUGGUUCUCCUGAUAUCUGGAAGUCUUCCUUUUUUAUCGAACCUCAGAAACCUGUCUUCCCGGAGACCAGGAAGCCAGGUCCUCCUGGGCCAUCUGAGUCCCCCAAAGCAGCCUCGGAUAUCUGGAAGCCCGUUCUCUCUGUUGAUACUGAGCCUAGAAAACCUGCUCUCUUUCCUGAGUCUACCAAAACAGCACCUCCUGCUUCUCCUGAACCACGAAAACGUGCGCUUUUCCCAGAGCCGUGGAAACACAGCCUUUUCCCUGAACUUCCCCGAUCGGCUGUAUUCUCAGAGUCUCAGAAGGCCGUUGAGCUUAGUGGUGAAUUACAAAUAGAUGCCCUAGGUGAUCAAAAGUGUGAUAUUUUGGUUCAAGAAGAACUUCUAGGUACACCUAAGAAACUCUUGGAAGAUACUCUAUUUCCGUCUUCAAAGAAACUCAAGAAAGACAACCAAGACAGCUCAGACGCCGAGCUCAGUAGUAGUGAGUAUAUAAAGACAGAUCUGGAUGCAGUAGACCUCAAGGGGCAAGAAUCAAGUAGUGAUCAAGAGCAGGUGGAUGUGGAAUCGGUUGAUUUUAGCAAAGACAACAAAAUGGACAUGACUAGUCCAGAACAGUCCAAAAAUGUACUACAGUUUACUGAAGAAAAAGAAGCGUUUAUCUCUGAAGAAGAGAUUGCAAAAUAUAUGAAGCGUGGAAAAGGAAAGUAUUAUUGCAAAAUUUGUUGCUGCCGGGCUAUGAAAAAAGGUGCUGUUUUGCAUCAUUUGGUUAAUAAACAUAAUGUCCAUAGCCCUUACAAAUGCACAAUUUGUGGAAAGGCUUUUCUUUUGGAAUCUCUCCUUAAGAAUCAUGUAGCAGCCCAUGGGCAAAGUUUACUUAAAUGUCCACGUUGUAAUUUUGAAUCAAAUUUCCCAAGAGGCUUUAAGAAACAUUUAACUCAUUGUCAAAGCCGGCACAAUGAAGAGGCAAACAAGAAGCUCAUGGAAGCUCUGGAGCCACCCAUGGAGGAGCAGCAGAUCUGACUGAAACAUGAAUGUUAGCUCUACAGAGCUGUCUGUUGAAACCGUUCUUUGAAAUUGUAGCUCAUUAAAUAGUCUAGAUGGAUUGGUAGAUGUGGAAGUGUAUUGUGUACCGUAUUUAAUGGUCUGAGUAGUGUUGCAAAGAGUAAGCAUUUGGUUGUUUUUUUAAAAUAGUCUUUGUUUAUGUGGCUAUCUUGUAAAUCAGUAAAUUUCUACUAUAUUCCAUAUGGAUAAAGCAUUUCUUUUAAGUAUAUUUGAAUAAUACAAAUGGGGUAGGCAUUCCAUUUAGUAACCAAGAACAAGCUGUACUCCAAACAUCUAGUUCAAGUGUAUCUGUGUGUGUCUGUGUGAAAGUAAUUUCCGACAACAAAAAGUACUUGUUGGAAUGUUUAAGAAUUAGGCAUGAAACAAAUUUGAGAAAAGUUUUGUUCCCUUAAAUGUAUUUUCAAUCCAUAAAAGUUAUUUUCUAUUUGAUCAAGUAAAAUUAGUUUAUAAAUCUUGAACAGUUUCUAGAUGUUUAUUAGCUUUUAUGUCAUGGAAAGUUGGAGUCUCAGGGUUGCUGAUUUUCUGCUAACAGGGAGCAUUGAGUAAGUCUUUAAAGAUACUUUGCAGCCUUCUCCUACAGGAGACUGAGGUGUUAAGUGUGAUUUGCGGUCUGUCUUGUCCUUUGUUGUUUCCAGUGGAGUCUUCCAUUUGGUUCCUUGUCCUACGAUCUGGCCCUUCACUUCCCCUGCCAGCUCACACUGACAGAGCAUCCUUAAUUGCCAAAUGUGUUAGAGCUUGUACCUUCCACUCCUGGGCCUCACAUAUCACCUUUUGGGACUCAAGACCAGUGUAAUGAGUGUGGCUGAAAGUCUUCCAGAUUCACAAUAAAAAAUUAUAAAUAGAGAUUUCUGUUUGAGAAUUCUGUCAGGUCCCCCCCGCCACAGUUCUGUUACUGUAAAUACCUUGUACCUAUUUGUGGAUUAUUUUAUUCUAAAAUAUUUUGUCAGGUGUGUAUCAACCAAAUUAAAAACAAAGGCUUUUGUGUCAGUUAUGUCUUCAUGUAUGUUUCCUUUUGUGUAAUUUUCACUGUAUGAUAUCCAAGUCCCAUUUUUUCUUUCCUUUUUCCACUUGUUGUCUACAUGCUGGUUUUCAUAUCUGUAGCAUUUUCGAAGCUGUGUUUUCUCUGAAUUCUCUGGUCUGUUAGGUUAAGAAGACACUAUGUAGAAACUCUCACCUGUGCAUAUUAGCAUAUUAAAAGUGGUUUAGGGGGCAGGUGUUGUGACACAGUAG
This is a messenger RNA of Lepus europaeus (European hare), 3952 nucleotides long. RefSeq names its product chromosome alignment maintaining phosphoprotein 1 (gene CHAMP1). NCBI's taxonomy places the organism in Eukaryota, Metazoa, Chordata, Mammalia, Lagomorpha, Leporidae. The record is from RefSeq and is a predicted model, not a curated record. The transcript has 3 exons. Gene Ontology annotation, biological process: sister chromatid biorientation; attachment of mitotic spindle microtubules to kinetochore; protein localization to microtubule. The coding region runs from base 239 to 2680 and encodes 813 amino acids. Gene Ontology annotation, cellular component: nucleoplasm; spindle.